This is a messenger RNA of Hepatospora eriocheir, 357 nucleotides long. NCBI's taxonomy places the organism in Eukaryota, Fungi, Microsporidia, Hepatosporidae. The record is from the annotation of a GenBank genome assembly.
AUGUUUAAAUUAGAUAGAGAAACUGGAUUUUCAGUUAUUGCAAUUGGUAUGUUUAUAUUUUUAGUGGGUACUCUUCUAUUAAUGGAUAGAGCUUUAAUAGCAUGUGGAAAUCUUAUUAUGAUUUUUGGUAUUUUAGGUUUAAUUGGUGCUAAACCAAAAUAUUUUUUAGCAAAAGAACGUUUAUAUGGAUCAGUAUUAUUUAUAUUAGGGACUGUUUUAAUGAUUUUUAAAUUUUUAUUAGGUGGUAUGAUAUUGGAACUGAUAGGUUUAAUUUUAAUAUUCAGAUCAUCAUUUCCUGAUAUUAAAUCAGUUGUAAGUAAUUACUUAUUAGGGAGAUCAAUUUACAAAAUAAAAUAA